AUGGCUAUCGUGCAGGAGCACAUCAGAAACUACAAGACGUUGCCCUUUGACGCUCGCUUCCCCAACACCAAUCAGAUGCGCAACUGUUAUCAGAACUAUCUGGAUUUCCAUUGAUGUCAGAUGGCUCUCUAAGUUCGUGGAAAAGCUGUGUCGCUGUGCAACUGGUACCAGAAAUCCUACAAAUCCCUUUGCCCAUUGUCUUGGGUUAGUAAGUGGGAUGAACAACAUGAAGCUGGGUCCUUCGCUGGCAAGAUAUAG
Messenger RNA from Carcharodon carcharias (great white shark), 258 nucleotides. Its product is annotated as cytochrome c oxidase subunit 6B1-like. NCBI's taxonomy places the organism in Eukaryota, Metazoa, Chordata, Chondrichthyes, Lamniformes, Lamnidae. Gene Ontology annotation, cellular component: respiratory chain complex IV; mitochondrion. The transcript has a single exon. The record is from RefSeq and is a predicted model, not a curated record.